AUGGACCGUCGCUUCACAUUCCGCAACGCAGAAGCAGCCGAUGAAAGGCUUGUACAAUUUAUGGUGGCGAAAGAGAGACUAGCUUCUCUUGCAGCCGCAAACAAACGCACCUAUAUAAAUCCGCUAUUCCUUGCGGUGUGGUUUGGACUGUCGUAUCUGUUCGUCGACUAUCUACAAUGGUGGCCUGACUUUCGCUACGGUGCUAUCGCCCUUUUGCGACCAGUGCCGGCGUUUGCGUCCAUCUUCAUGCCCCUCAUAUAUAUCGUUGACUGGCUAAAUCGACCGUCAUUCGAGCAGUUGGGCCGAGAAGCGGUGCAUGCUCCUGACGUACAAGACUUCGCCGCUUAUUAUGCUCGAAACCCAGCGAGUGGAUUCUGGAUUCUGAAAAUGGACGACUCGUUUGUUGGGCUCAUCGCUAUCGACGCGGCCGAUGCCAAAGCAACGAAGAUUGCGCGAAUUCGCCAUUUCUUUGUCCAGGACCCAUAUCCGUCCUCUGGCGUCCACAAAGACUUGCUGAAACAUGCGCUCAACCACUGUUUUGCGGCCUCUCAAGUAGAGCAGAUUGAGGCGACAGACAUUUCUUUGGCUUCUUACGCGAGCAAAGCGCUGAAGGAUGCGGGAUUUGUUCAGCAAAAGGAGUUGAAAACUGUGGGUUUGUUGAGGUGGAAGAUAACAUCAUACCCAAAAAUGUCUUUCAUCUACAAACCACAACGAAGUAAUCAGCCCUUCGUUCUGCUGCAGUCUUCUAUCGCCCAAUCUAGCUUGGGUAUUCUGAGGCAGAUCUUGGAAGACGGCACAGACAAUGCGAUCUUGUUCUGCUUGCUGUACUCGCCGUUGACUUCCAUCCAAAGGAGUGGUGUUGAAAUCCACGAUCUGGCCGGCAACGUGCCAGGUUACUCCCCAAACUACCAAGAUCCCAGAGAAACCAUUCUAGAAUCUGUAAAAAACGCUCCGUCGGGGCAACUGGACGUUAUCAUUGACUCGAUCGACACGCUCUGCUCCGAUAUUGGCUCUGUCUCGUUAACGUAUAAAUUACUCCGCGAAAUAUUGACUCUUGUUCGCGCGCGACCAGAUCCCUCGCGUUUAAUCGUUCAUGCAGUCGCCCCUUCGCCUCUCGUGGCUCUUAUUUGCCAACCAGCCUUCUCUCCAGCCCUCACACACGCUAUUUCCCACCCUCCAGCGCUCCUAAUCCAUCUCGCCACCGAAUACCUCACUCCACCGCCACCUCUCUCGCCCGACCCCAAAUUCUGGGGCAUUUUCCGACCCGUCAGCGAGCGGGUGGCUGACACGGAGCGCAUCGUCUUUGGUGCGAAUGGGGAGGGCUCAAGCAACAAUAACGACUUUGUCCUCGAAGUCAUAACCCGAGGCGAUGGCGAUCGCAGGCGUGGCGUCGAACGCACUAUUCAAGGCUGGUCACGCCUUCGCGGUGCACUACCUUUGGAAACACUACCCGCCUUAACAUCCUUGAUGUCCAAGACCACGAAUGAAACGGCCUCAGCCGAUCCAACCGAGAAUAUCUCCUUCAAUCUCAACCUCACCGUCUCUCAACAGAACUCCAAGGCUCGAGUACCUCUUCCAUACGCUCACCACGAAAAGUCUUCUCCAGCCAUAUACUAUGACCCUGACUCAGCCGACGACAUUGACGACGAUGACCCAGACGAGGACUUGGACAUUUAA
This is a messenger RNA of Mycena indigotica, 1677 nucleotides long. RefSeq lists its product as uncharacterized. The transcript is spliced from 8 exons. The record is from RefSeq and is a predicted model, not a curated record. Lineage: Eukaryota; Fungi; Basidiomycota; Agaricomycetes; Agaricales; Mycenaceae. Gene Ontology annotation, cellular component: elongator holoenzyme complex; nucleus; cytosol. Bases 1 to 1677 code for a protein of 558 amino acids. Gene Ontology annotation, molecular function: acyltransferase activity, transferring groups other than amino-acyl groups; tRNA binding. Gene Ontology annotation, biological process: tRNA wobble uridine modification.